UUGGGAUUGGGAUUCUGAGAUUGAGAGAGAGAGAGAUUCAGGGUUUUGUGAACUCUCCCUAUCUCUCUCCCAUCUUAAUUUUGCCGCGAAAUCAAUGAGUUUGCAUUUUGGGAGUGCAUGCUCUUGGCCGUUGUUAUUGGAUGUAGGACAGCUUCAUUGCCUCGGUUAAUCAUAAUUGUGCGAACUUUUAAGCUAGUGGUUAUGAAUUAGUGAACACACCUGUUGUGGUCAAAAUGUGGAAUUUUGCAUCCAAUUGCAUAGCUGGAAAUGUUGGACUGAAAAAUGACUCUCUAAGGCCAACACAAGUAACUCCUGACUGCUGCUCCGAUGAUGAGGGUUCUUCUGGUGUUGGCAGAGAGGAAGGACUGGAGUGCCCUAUAUGCUGGGAAUCUUUCAACAUCGUUGAAAAUGUGCCAUACGUUUUAUGGUGCGGCCAUACGCUCUGUAAAAAUUGCAUUCUGGGUCUGCAAUGGGCUGUUGUCAAGUUCCCCACCCUACCAAUUCAGCUUCCACUAUUUAUUUCCUGCCCAUGGUGCAAUCUGUUAUCCUUCCGGCUGGUUUACAGGGGACUCCUGAAAUUUCCUCGUAAGAACUACUUUCUUCUGUGGAUGGUUGAAAGCAUGAAUGGUGACAGAGUGAAGUCUCAUUCUACCGGCUCCGGUGAUAAUCAACCAGCCUGGCCAGUAAAUGGAAAUACAUCCACUGGAAGUCAACUGAACCACAGGAGGGGACAAUGUGUUCGUCAUCCUGAGCCACCAGGGUCAAAUCAUAACCAUGGCAUUGUGAAUAAUUACCUCAAUAUGGAGCGACUGCAUUCUUCCCUCCGAAAGUCGCUGUUUUUCUUCGUUCAUUUGACAGCAAAGUUCCCACUGGUUGUCAUAUUUCUUCUGAUCAUCUUAUAUGCAAUACCAGCCAGUGCAGCCAUAUUGGCCUUGUACAUACUUAUCACGGUGCUGUUUGCUCUCCCGUCAUUUCUUAUUUUGUACUUUGCAUAUCCUAGUUUGGAUUGGCUUGUGAGGGAAAUCAUCACCUGAGAGGUGUCAUUGGCUUCUUGUUUUCAAGCACCAUGAAUAUAAGUUUGCUUCUACAUGAAGGUGCCUCUUAUCCGUGUGUUUACUAUGCAAUUCGACGACUUACCUGUUUCCAAGAUGCUCAGUUACUGCUGCUGUUUAUCUUGUUAGAAUCAUAUCUGCUUUUUUAAACUUUGGCUCCGGCGUGUUAGCUUCUCAAGUCUUAUUCAAGUGGUAGAUGCAGUACAAUCAUCUGCCAACAGAUACUUCAUGGAUCUUCAAUGCUUUUCGUAGGUUACAGUCGAAUAGGUAACGAGCAAUGAUUUUGUAUCUAUGGAGACUUUGUAUCGAUUAAAUAUAAUUUAUGGUUCUAUACCUGCAGUUUUAAGCUUGGGCUACAGUGCUGGUACUGGGGUUGGACAUAUCACAU
Fragaria vesca subsp. vesca is the source of this 1440-nucleotide messenger RNA. RefSeq lists its product as uncharacterized. NCBI's taxonomy places the organism in Eukaryota, Viridiplantae, Streptophyta, Magnoliopsida, Rosales, Rosaceae. The record is from RefSeq and is a predicted model, not a curated record. The transcript is spliced from 2 exons. The coding region runs from base 234 to 1034 and encodes 266 amino acids.